Carassius gibelio (silver crucian carp) is the source of this 1619-nucleotide messenger RNA. Its product is annotated as adhesion G protein-coupled receptor E3-like. The record is from RefSeq and is a predicted model, not a curated record. Gene Ontology annotation, molecular function: G protein-coupled receptor activity. Gene Ontology annotation, cellular component: membrane. Lineage: Eukaryota; Metazoa; Chordata; Actinopteri; Cypriniformes; Cyprinidae. Gene Ontology annotation, biological process: cell surface receptor signaling pathway; adenylate cyclase-activating G protein-coupled receptor signaling pathway. The coding region runs from base 27 to 1619 and encodes 530 amino acids. The transcript has 14 exons.
CUUCAAUUAAAGAUCUAAAUACCACAAUGCUGGAAGACUGUAAGAUCACAGGAAAAUGUGUAGAAAAUCUUCUUGGCCUGAUAGAAAACUCAACAGUUGAAGUGCUUCCUUUGAUCGAAGUGACAAAAAUUUUGGAUGUGGUCCUCAACGCUACAGAGAAGGUUGUAACCUCAUCAUCAGCUGACCCAAAUAAACUUGUGUCAGAUGGAAACCGUCUGUUAAAAGCCAGUGAGAAACUCGUUUCCAUGCUGGUGAGACCAACAAACACAAGUGUCUAUGUCAAUUUUACACUUGACACUGUGGAGGGACAAGUCUUCAUGGUUGGACCACAGGUCACCUUAGAUAAAAUCCCUCAACUCGACACGUCAAAUUCUUCUGUGGACAUUGAUCUCAUUGGGAUUGCCAAGAACAACAAUAAAACAAGAUCAGCUGCUGUGGCUUUCAUGAGCUACAACACGAUGGAGAAUCUACUGAAGCCAGACUUCUUCAACACACCAAAGGACACGAUUAAAACCAUGAUGUCCACUGUGACCUCAGCUACUCUUCCCAAAACCUCCAACACUACACUAACUAAACCAGUCAUCUUCACCCUCAAACACAUCAGAGAGUUUGAUCCAAACGGUUCUCUGUCCUGUGUAUACUGGAAUAUCAGCGAGUGGAUUGUAGAUGGUUGUUCUGUUUUAACGACCACCAGCAGCUACACUGUGUGUUCCUGUGAUCAUCUGUCCACAUUCGCUCUCAUCAUGCAAACCAGCCGCCCACGAAAGAGCGACUCACUAAUGGAGCUGUUGAAUUUGGUGUGUGUGAUCGUGGGGCUGGUGUUCUUCAGUUUGGCCCUGUUGACCUUUGCCCUUUGUCGGUGGAGUCCUGGAGUGAAUAAUGUGGCUCGAAUCAACAUCUGCAUCAGUCUUCUGUUGGCUCACCUUCUGUUUCUGCUCACACAGCAGUUCCUGAGCCUCAUACGUCCUCUGCAGGUGCUGUGUGCCGUGAUCUCAGGCCUUCUGCAAUUCCUCUUUCUCUCCGGAUUUGUUUGGAUGUUCAUUGAAGCUGUGCUGCUCUUCAUCUGCGUGGAGAACUUAUCACAGAUCAGCUCCAUUAAUAGGACGGUGCUUAGCAGAGAAUUCCUGUGUGUAAUGGGAUAUGUGGUUGCUCUGGUUGUUGUAUCUGUGUCUGUUGUGGUGGAUCCUAAAGGCUACGGAAGUGAAAUGUGCUGGAUAAAAAUAGACAAAGGCUUCAUCUCAAGUUUUCUUGGACCUGUUUGCAUGAUACUAACAACAAACACGAUUCUCUUCAUCAAGAUCGUCCUCACUCUGAACUCAACUCUCAAAAAUCUAAAUUCAAACAUUUCACAAAUAAAACAAACCAAGAUAAUGGCAUUUAAAACUCUGGCUCAGUUUGUGGUUCUUGGUUGCUCCUGGAUUCUGGGUUUCUUUACUAAUGACAGUGAGGUGCUGGAGAUCCUCUUCCUGAUCUUGAACUCCCAGCAGGGAACCUUCAUCUUCCUGAUCUACUGUGUCCUCAAUAAUGAGGUCAGGCAGCAGUACAGGAAGUUCUUCAGAUGUCUUUGCUGUGGACAAAAACAACACCAACUCCUUUACAUGGUGUGGGAUCAUCAUUAA